Messenger RNA from Paramormyrops kingsleyae, 2428 nucleotides. It is a transcript of the gene pithd1, whose product is annotated as PITH (C-terminal proteasome-interacting domain of thioredoxin-like) domain containing 1. The record is from RefSeq and is a predicted model, not a curated record. Gene Ontology annotation, cellular component: nucleus. Lineage: Eukaryota; Metazoa; Chordata; Actinopteri; Osteoglossiformes; Mormyridae.
GGGGUUUGAAGGUUUUUGGAAAUGAUGUCAGAAGAAAAGAGUGAGCUUUACUCUACUGUAUUUAUUUCUGUAACGGGGCCCCGUACUCUGAAGCUGGGUCCUGUGAUAGUGGAUCAAUAUAGUAAUUUUAAUAGAUUUUAAUAAAUGUUAUAUGGACAUUUUUAAUAAAAUCAACCAGUUGCCCUCAAAGGGAUUCUGCAGUCAUUGAUUUGUGUAUUUUCUACAUUCAGUUUUAAUUCUUUUUUUAUUAUUAAUUUCCAGGACAUGGGCUUGGGGAUCGUGGGGGGCGAGCAUGUUCCUUGGUGUACAGGAAUAUUUGUAACCUGCCUGAUAAUGAUGCAGUUCUAUUAAAGAAGACACACAGAAAUGUACAGCAUUCAUGAGUGGCGUUUAGAGAGAGCUUUGCUCAGGUAAUCUUAUGAUGCAUCUGCGAAUGUUGCUUAUAAACAGACUCCAUGUUUAAUUUUCAUUUUAUCUUCAUCAAACUAUGAUGAAAUUGGAUACUUCUGCAAAAUGACAAGAAUAUAUUUAAAACAUAAGUUAGAAACCUGGAUUGUCAGUCCCCCAUCAUGUUGUUGUUACUGUCUUUUAAACAGGGGGUAUUAUUAUGCUGCAGGCCUAAUCCAGUUUGGAUGCUGGGUAUGAUUUUGAUGUGCUGUCGCUUUUUUGCAAGUUCACCACCAGUACUGUAAUUGCAUGCAAUUUGACUAAAAACCGCAAGGUGGUGCUGCCGUGCGGUUUCUUGGACAUUGAACGUGGAGCCUGGGACCAAACCUUGAUCGUAAGGUGGUUGUGUGUCACUCGUCUUUCUUGAUGAGAGAAAUGGAUGCUGAUAGACUGCAUCUGAUGAAUAUUACGCAGUCUAGCUACCCCAAAAGAGGAAUCUUCCUGUUUCUACGUAUGGCGACAGUAGAUUAACAUUUGCUACUGUUUACUGGUGACAUGCUGAAACAUUUUCACAAAGAAUAAAAAACACUGUCCAUAAAAUGGCGAUUUUGAAAUCGAAUACAAAAUGAAGCCCUGAAAGAUGGGUAGAACUUUGUACAACCUCAGCAUUUAAGUACGAUAUCAACUUUAGGACUUUUAACGAUAGGGGAAAAUAAUGCGAAGAGCGAAAUGUUGAUUGGAGAAUUACAGUCACGUGUCCUGAAGCUUUUUCCAAGUCACGUGGGCAGAGUCGAAACACGCUGUCUCGUUUUGCUACUCUGCAGUUUAGGGAAGCGCAGUGGGUAACGUUAUUGGCGUCUGUUAGUCCCAGAAAUAACGUGGUGUCUUUUGUGACUUUGUGUCAUGUCUGGUCACGGCCACGGACACGGGGGCCACAGUCACGGGUGUGGAUGCGAGGGUGAGCACGAGCCAGCGGAAAGGGGCCUGGAAUACGGGCUCUACAGGCGCAUUGACAUCGAGAAAGUGCAGUGCCUGAACGAGAGUCGUGAGGGCGAUGGUAAACUUGUUUUCAAACCUUGGGAUCAACGCACCGACCGAGAAAAGUAUGUUGACAGCGAUGCUGAUGAGGAACUCCUCUUCAACAUCCCAUUCACCGGCAGUGUGAAAUUGAAAGGGAUCAUCAUUGCUGGCGAAGAUGACGACUCACACCCUGCUGAGAUGAAGCUGUACAAAAACAUCCCCCACAUGUCAUUCGACGACACGGGCAGAGAACCUGAGCAGGCGUUUCGGCUCAACAGGGACCCGCUGGCGCAGCUGGAGUACCCGACUAAGAUUGCGCGCUUUUCCAACGUACAGCACCUGUCCAUCCACUUGUCGCGGAACUUCGGGGCAGAGUCCACGCGUGUCUAUUACAUCGGCCUGCGUGGCGAGUAUGCAGAGGCUCACAGGCACGAAGUGACGAUCUGCAACUACGAGUUGGCAGCAAACCCGGCAGAUCACAAGGUGGAAACACUCACUCCACAGACGCACUUUAUCUCCUGAGGAAGAUAAAGAUUAUCAGGGUGAGAGAAAGGAAAUGCGAAACGUGAUGCAGUGGGGAGUGGCAGUUGAGGCAGAAGGAUGAGAGAGGCGCGUGAAGAAGCUGUAAGCAGGUCUCACCAGUCCAAGGCUGCAGAAUGGAUUUUUGCCGGAUAUUUGUACAGCGCCAAAUUUGCUGCAUAAUUUAUAAUAAAGGGUGGUCGCUUCAGUGUUUCCAUUUUUGCUGUGAAUGACUUGUCACAUUUGGUUCAUGGAUAUUUCAGUCCACAGAACACACAUUGAAAUUUGCAACUUGGCCCAUUUCUGUCUGUUCGUUCCACUGCUGCAAAGCCGCUUGAGUGUAUUUUGCAAGAAUAUAACGUUAUGUGUACUGAACCUGUUUUGGUGUUGAAUCUAGUUCCCACCAUGCUCCAUUCAGCCCAUGCAGUUUUCUCGUCAAGUAAAAUUACUGCACAAUAAAACGAUAGGAUUUGUGCUAAAAUAAACGGCUGUUUUUUCCCUU